Molecule: messenger RNA, 696 nt
Organism: Microsporum canis CBS 113480
Lineage: Eukaryota; Fungi; Ascomycota; Eurotiomycetes; Onygenales; Arthrodermataceae
Product: fumarylacetoacetate hydrolase family protein
Exons: 3
Coding region: 1-696 (231 amino acids)
Cellular component (GO): mitochondrion
Molecular function (GO): acetylpyruvate hydrolase activity
Source: RefSeq, a predicted model, not a curated record
AUGGCCUCUAUCAGAGCUAACUGCGGAAAGGUCGUGUGCAUAGGCCGGAACUAUGCUGAUCAUAUCGCCGAGUUGAACAACUCCAAGCCGAAACAGCCGUUUUUCUUCCUAAAACCUACUUCGUCGAUCCUUAUACCGGGAGCUGGGCCCGUCUUAAGACCCAAGGGAGUCAAGCUACAUUAUGAAGUCGAACUGGGCCUGAUAAUGGGCUCUAGGCUGCAAGAUCAUGACCCGAAUGAUAUCAAAGGCGCCUUGGACUCGAUUGCAGGUUAUGUCGUUGCAAUUGAUAUGACUGCUCGAAAUGUCCAGGAUUCAGCUAAACGCGCCGGCCUUCCCUGGUCAAUUGCGAAAGGCUUUGAUACAUUCUCGCCCAUCAGUUCGCUCAUCCCUAAGUCCGCAAUUCCGGACCCGCACAAUGCUACUCUCCACCUUGAAGUUGAUGGAGUGUCCAAGCAGCUGGAUAACACCGGACUGAUGAUUUAUCAGAUCCCACGUCAGCUCGCAGAUAUCUCAAGAGUGAUGACCCUAGACCCUGGUGAUUUGGUUUUGACCGGUACGCCCAAGGGUGUAGGAGAGGUGACGAACGGCCAGGUUAUGACCGCUGGUAUCAGAGUCGAUGGUAAAGAGAUUGAAGAGGGACGGCUUGAAGUCAUGGUCAGAGACCGCGAGGGAAGAUACGAGUUUGUAGAGAACUAA